UACAAAUUUGAGUCACACAACACAAAAUUGCAGAGGGAAAAACUUGAUUCUUUCUGGGUUUCUAGCUUAAUUCAGCAGGGGAUGGAAGAAAUUAAAGAAGAUGAGACAAAACAAGGAGAAGAUGAUGGCAAUUUGAAUACUACUAAAUGUGGAGGUAAUUCAGAGAAGGUUUCUAGUAAUGGAGAAAGACAAGAAUUAGGAGAAAAAAUAGAGAAAGGUACAGAAGUAGUAAUAGAUAUUGAUGAAAAUCAAGGAAUGGAAAAAGUAUGUCGUAUAUGUCAUUUGAAUGAAGAGUCCAAGGAAAUAAUUGAGCUUGGUUGUGACUGUAAAUCUGAGCUUGGUAUUUGUCAUCGCCAUUGUGCUGAAGCCUGGUUCAAUCAGAGAGGCAACAGAUCAUGCGAAAUAUGUGAGAAGACAGCAAAAAAUGUGCAAAUAAGAUUACAGGAGAGUAGAAUAAUGGUGACAGAGUGGAAUGAAGGGGCAGUAGAACCCAUAAAUUCAUACACAACCACUUCAUCUACUACAGAAAAUGCUUGUUUAAGAAGAUGUCAGCAAUACUUCUGUAAUUUACUGCUUGCCUGCCUAGUAAUUUAUUUUCUUUUUAUUUUACAUUCUUUCAACGCUAAGAAAUAGACUCUGAAUUAUCUCUGUUUCUAUUU
Molecule: messenger RNA, 659 nt
Organism: Nicotiana attenuata
Lineage: Eukaryota; Viridiplantae; Streptophyta; Magnoliopsida; Solanales; Solanaceae
Product: E3 ubiquitin-protein ligase MARCH8-like
Exons: 3
Coding region: 82-633 (183 amino acids)
Molecular function (GO): zinc ion binding
Source: RefSeq, a predicted model, not a curated record